CACAAUGGUAACAUCCCCACCCACGAAGAUAUAUAUAAUGUCAAAACGUGCCCAUUACAAAGAAAACUAAACACGUGCCCAUUGCUAAGAUUGCAAAUGACGUCAUUAUAUAAAAAAUCCCCCAAGUCGAAAAUGUUGUCGCGAAGCGUCGCUCGUAAUUUACGAAAAAUGUCAAAUUUUCCUCAAAAAUCGUUAAAAGUUGAGCACGACGUUGCGAAUAAAGAAUUCUUCGUUAAAAUACCCGGAUGCAAUGAAAGAGCUUACCUGAGUUACCAAGAAAUUGGAAAGGGGUCUGUAGACCUUGAACACACGGUGGUGCCAGAGAGUUUCAGGGGUCGAGGCAUUGGGCAGAUACUUGCUAAAACAGCCUUAGACGAUAUGGUUGCGAAAGGAAUGAAAAUGAAAUUGACGUGCUGGUAUCUACAAAAAUAUGUGAAAGAAAACCCUUCCGAUGAUUAUAAACAUCUUGUUAUUUAAUAUUUGUGUAAACUUUACCUGGUGUAGCUUUGUUAGAUAUUUAGUAAAUUUUAGGUAUAGAAAAUAAAUUGUUGCAUUCAUAACAUACGUUUGUGCUUUAUGGUUGUAGGCUAGAUUUUUUGCUGUUGCAGUUUUGUAUCUUUGCUUACUUAUAUCGUUUCUUUGGUGUUCAAUUCCCUACUUUGGCCUCGAACGUGUAACUGCAAACUAAUGCACCAAUUAUAUAUCAAACCAUCUCCCAUUAUUUUCCAUACUUUGUGCCCUACUAUUAUUUAAACGCCAGCAACAAAGUUUUGAUUUAUUUUUAACAUUCAUUGUUCUACAGUUUUCCAUUUAAAUAAGUUUUACAAUGUUCUAGGAUUAUUCUGCAAGGAAGGAGUUUAUUUAAAAAAAUAUUCAACUUAUUUAAAACAACAUAAUUAAUUGGGUUUAUGUUUAUUACAGGGGUUCCAGAUGUUUCACCAAGCUUAAAUUUCAAUGUUUCAUAAUUGUGUUUUGUUUAAUCAUAAUACUGUAUUAUGCUAAUUCUGCUUCUAACUGUGAAAAAUUGUAA
Molecule: messenger RNA, 1030 nt
Organism: Ciona intestinalis (vase tunicate)
Lineage: Eukaryota; Metazoa; Chordata; Ascidiacea; Phlebobranchia; Cionidae
Product: protein NATD1-like
Source: RefSeq, a predicted model, not a curated record